ACAUUUGGUUUUAACGCUUCCGUCAACACCAACUUCGUUUCGACUAUCCCUCUUGAGCAAAUACGUAGACAAUUGCUCGUUAAUAAGUUCUUUUAAAAAGAGAGCGUCCCGGUCAGUUGGCUGUGACAUCAGGGAGUCGAUAGAGGGGUAUGGGGGCAAGACAAGUUGCUUCAAUACAUGAGACAAUCUAAUUAAGUCAUCUCGAAUUUUGUUGCAUUCUUAUACACAUUGAUUGAGGAUUAUCACGCAAAUUAUGCUUUAUUAGUUAUUCGAGGUCAUUCUUGAUAGUGAAAUAAACAAAGUUAGGUGUGAACCAUAAAACGUCAACAAAGAGUUCGAAGGUGGUCAUCUUUGAUUGUUAUGGACCAGCACGUACCCUGAUUGGUUCAAUCAACUUCUCAUCUUAAUGAUGAUUCACAGGGUUUCUUUUGUUACUUGGCGGCUUUUCUCGGGUUGGGGUCAUCUUAUAUUUCAGAUCAAACAAACCGACUCUCUCUAUAAAUAGGACCAUGAAGUUUAAGAAGAGAGUGUUUGUCGAGUAAAUCGAACAGAAGAAUCUAAUCAUCGACACUAUAGCUGGUCAAGACGUACGGAGGAGCUUGAUGGUCCCCAACGCAGGACAUCUCAAGUAUUCUAAACAUCAAUCUUUUAGUUUAUGCCAAUGACCAACAUGGCUACCUCAAAUUUCAUUCUUAUCUCAUUACUGACGAUGACAGCGACGAUGACUACCGUCGAUGCUCAGUGCGGAUCUGUCACCCUAGUCAACAUCAGCUACACAGAGGAUUUCGUUUACGUCUACGAAGGACUCCAGGCAAACUUCACAUUGAUCAUUGAUGACGUAGUUAGCGAUGGGAUCCUCUCUUUCAGGUCAGAUAGCCCACAUCACUUCGAGUUGAAGGACCCAGAAGUGACCUUUAACCUGACUGUGGGUGGAGGUUAUCCAAUGAACAUCACUUCGACUAUCAUUGGAAAUGUGAUAUCAAUCGAGGAAAUGGAAAUAUUAUUUACCCCAGAUGGCUCAAAUGGCGUCGUAGUUGUUGGUUCUCAAAGCGUAGGCGUCCGUCGUAUUCCAAACAUUCUGCAAUUGAUUUACAUCUACACUCUACUGGCAUGGGUUGUGAUUAGCUAUAUAUCUAUGGGUGGUAGCAUGGAUCUCAAAGCAAUCUGGGAGAAAGUUCGACGCCCUUAUGGUAUCCUGAUUGGUCUGUUCUGUCAGUUCAUCAUCAUGCCUGCUCUUACUUUCGCCGUUGCCCGUCUCAUUACUGAUGAGCCUACAGCAGCAAUUGGUAUCGUCUUGGUCGGCACAUGUCCUGGCGGAUGGUUAAGUAAUAUCUUCAGCGUUCUUCUCGAUGUCGAUUACACCUUGAGCGUGACCAUGACAUUCUUCUCCUCCAUCAUCGCGCUCGGUAUGAUGCCCCUCAAUCUCCUCAUCUACGCCACGCCCUUUACUGGUGGUGAUGCACGACUGGGCACACCAUAUGUCGACCUCGUCCAGCAGCUCGUCAUCCUCAUCCUACCCGUCUUCCUCGGGAUAGGCCUCUCCUAUAAAUUCAAGAAAUUCAGGAAGUUUUGUGAUAAAGUCAUUAAACCGAUCUCAGCCCUUCUCAUCAUAUGUGGAGUGUCGCUUGGUGUCCCAGCAGACCUCUAUGCCUACACUACAUCACCACUCGAGAAUUGGAUCGCCAGUAUGAUCACCCCAGUCUUCGGAGCAUUCUUCGGUCUCGCCUUCGCUCGUAUCUUCGCUCGCGAUGUCCGGACAUCGAUCACCAUCUCGUUGGAGACGGGUGUUCAGAAUGCUCUCCUUGGCCGUACCAUCGUCGCUCUCUUCUACCCUCAGCCGGAGGCUGAUCUUAUUGCUCGAGUUCAACUCACAUUCGUCAUGGUGACUCUCGUCGAAGGGACGCUAGCCUCUAUCAUCUAUUCAUUAUUCAGGUAUUUUUGUUGCCGCAAGCAGUGUGACAAGAUGAUGCCGAAAGAGGAUGAUGUCAAGGAUGAGGAGGCUGUGGUAGUCGAUGACAUCGAACCCAAGAUUGGUCAUGAGAGCAAUGGUAACACGCCCAACCCAAUCGGAGUUGAGAAUGCGGGCUUUGAGAUUUCUGAUAAUUAGGCCGAUGAUGACUAUAUCCAGCUAAAAAUGUAUAAGAGUAUACUUGACGCGCUGACUGUAUUCUUUUGUUAAAAAGUUGUUGAUGGAUUUUGCAUGUUGUAGAUGGAUUUUUUUCAAUUGAUUGUUGGCGAUUGUUUUUACAAACCUUCUAAAUAUUCAUCAUCAUUGGCAUUAACAUUAUAAAUGUGUAUUUAAAAUCGCCGUUGUGCGUGGCGUUCGCUUUGGGAUGUAAUUUCUAUAGCUAACUUCCAUUUUCACUUGAGAUUGUUGCAUGUAGGUUCAUUAAAUAUUUGUAAGUCUAAUUUUGAAGCGGAUAUGUAAAGUAAUAUUUAUAUUUCAUAAACUAUGCAUUGAAUACGGCUUACUAAUUUAUUAUUCAUUGUUCUAUUUUUGUACAUCAAAGGGGACACAGAAAAUAAGGCAUUAUAAUUUACAUCUCCGAAUUUCGAAGCAAGUUUCUUUUCUCUUAACAAAAUUUAACCCAUAGUCUUUCAUAUUUCUAUCUUUUAUGUAAGGUAUUUGGUUUCAAUUGUUUUAUAAUAAUCUAAUUGGUGACUUAUAAAGAAGUACUUAUAAUGAAUAGUCUGAAAUUGUAAUUUUGAAAUAGUAUUGUAAUGAUAUUUUCUAGAAUUCAAUGUUUAAAGUUCACAUCCAACCUAGAGUGCUAUUAAACAUUCUUAAAAUUUUUACUCUUUAUUAUAAUAAAUCGUUUGGGAAGGGGAAACAGCAACUAUAAUUUCUUGUACAGUUAUUUGACAAUAUGUAUAUAUUUGUUUCGUGUUGUAUAUCAUAACUCUUGUAUAGUAUUAGUAGGGUCCAUGUAUGAUAAUAAAUAAAGGGAAUGUAGUGAAAUAUUUGCAUAAAAAGUUUAUCAGUUUUUAAUCACUCUUACUUCUAUACCCCCAUCACUCUCACUUUCUUUACCUCUUCCCUCUCCCCAGUCAAGCUCUGAUGGGGUUAAGAAUCUACCAUCACCCCCCCCCCACACACACACACACACACACACACAAUGUUCCUCAAUCCAGUAGUUUGUGUUAAAAUCGUUGCAACAACUUCAACAUCAAUAUUAUCGUUAUCGAAAAUCGCCUUGAUAGCUGAUCGACUACACUUUUUACGCGCUAAAUCUAUUCCUGCAAAUAGGAAAGAAAUUAUUGCACCGUAUCCAAAAACUAUACACCCCUUGAACAUAGCCACACGACGUCACGGCCUCCUCAUCUUCACUUCUCUUCUAUUCAUCUGAACCACUUUUUAUUUCUCCCUUCUCUCUAUCUCACCUCUUUUAUAUCAUUUUCUGUCAUCAUCACACGCUCCCACACGUACACGCACCCACAUCCGCGCACACACAUUCACAAAUCCCCAAUAUACAGACUCUCCCUCUUUCUCCGACAAACCAUUUCAUGGAACACCCCCCCCCCCUCCCGAGGGGGAAUGUUCAACGUUCUUCUUAAAACAUAUUUAUUCCAAACGCGUCUAGCGACAUAAGCUGAACGGGGCGGUAUUCUGAACAUUGUCUUUUCUCCAUAUUUUAUCUUUUCUCAGAGAUAUGACAAAAUCGGUAUUCUGGUGGAUGUCAUAACUUUUGUCACAAAAAUUGUCAUAAAUUUCGUCUCUUCUCUUUAGCGCGCACCAAAAAUACGCGGCUUUAAAUGCGCGUAAUCCUUUUAUACAAUUAAGCAAAAGAUAUGACAAAAGUUAUGACAGGGGGGUAGCAGUCAUAAAUUUUGUCAUAUCUUUUAGUACCAAAUAUCUCGAUACCCUGCCGACUUAAUAACAAGCAUAUGAUGAUAUCAUUUAGAUUAGAUUGUGGUAUUAGUUUCACUCAUCAUCCAUGACAAUUUUCAAUAUUAUAUUUUCAUGCUACAAUUAGUUAGGCCCUACAUAUUGAUUCCUCCUUUUUUUUCUCUGUUUUCCUUCUUUUUCUACUUCUCCUCUAAAAUCCUUCACAGCUCCCUGUCUCUCUUUGUAAUUAAGCGCAUCGAUAUUCGCGUAGUUGCGCGAUGCCAACUGCAUUGGGGAUACGCCCUACCUGUCACGGGGCCUUCCUAUUGGCUAGAAUGGCUCCCACUGGGAACUAA
Molecule: messenger RNA, 4182 nt
Organism: Lytechinus pictus (painted urchin)
Lineage: Eukaryota; Metazoa; Echinodermata; Echinoidea; Temnopleuroida; Toxopneustidae
Product: ileal sodium/bile acid cotransporter-like
Exons: 7
Coding region: 656-2107 (483 amino acids)
Cellular component (GO): membrane
Source: RefSeq, a predicted model, not a curated record